AUGGGAGAAGCUUCACUCUACAAGGCAAAGGAAUUCUCAAGCAAGCACCUGAAAUUUUCACUUAAGUAUUUGGAGCCAAACCUUGCGAGAUAUGUGAUGAAGUCACUAGACCAUCCCUACCAUGUGAGCCUGAAGCAAUACAAGGCUAGGCAUCAUUUGAGUUACCUCCAGAACUUGCCUACCAUGCACACUGCAAUUGAGAAGCUAGCACUUGUAGAAUUUCAGAUGAAGAAGUUGCAACAUCAAAGUGGAAUGCAAGAGGUUAAGAGAUGGUGGGUGGAUUUGGGAUUGUCUCAAGAAAUUCCAGCUGCAAGGGACCAAGUUCUGAAAUGGUACAUGUGGUCCAUGACUAUCCUCGAGGGUUUCUCCUUCUCAAGAUAUCGGGUUGAUGCCACAAAGGUUAUCUCAAUGGUCUACAUUGUGGAUGACAUCUUUGAUCUUGUCGCCACACAGGAGGAGCUCUCUCUCUCUUUAAUGAGGCAAUCAAAAUGUAUUAGGAUUGGUUUGACAUAA
Triticum turgidum subsp. durum (durum wheat) is the source of this 513-nucleotide messenger RNA. Lineage: Eukaryota; Viridiplantae; Streptophyta; Magnoliopsida; Poales; Poaceae. The record is from the annotation of a GenBank genome assembly.